GAGACCAGCCUGGAGAUCAAGGCAUAGCUGCACUACCUACUAGACAGAAAGAUUUCAGAAGGAGCAUUGAAGCGACUAUUCACUAUGCUAAGGCAUUGAAUUGCAACAGCUGUGGAUUACAUUGAAAAGAUCAAAAAUCCCAAUCUAAAGCUGCAGCUGGACACAUUUCAUCUGCAGAUUAUUGCCGGCGACCUGACAUCCAAUAUCAAGUGGCUUCUUCCAUAUGUUGGUCACAUACAGAUUGCUCAGGUUCCAGCCAGGCAUGAACCAGAUUCCUCUGGAGAGAUAAACUACAGCUAUGUAUUCCAACUCCUGCAGGAGCUGCAGUACAGUGGAUGGAUUGGCUGUGAAUACCAACCCUCAGGAGGAACUAUUGAUGGGUUACGCUGGUUAAAAGAUAUGGCACCUACAACCUGAGGCAGCAAAUCUACCUGUUCCAGCAAUAACAAGGAUAUGGCCACAAAUCAAAUACAUGCUGUGAUUAGAAAUAUAUGUAACCAAAUAAUCUAUACCCGCUUACACAUUUUAUAAUUAAAGCUCCAUGUUAUAUAUAUACUAAUUAGUUUAUUUGCCAGUCACUAUAUGCUUUCUGCUCACAUGUUACAAAUAUACUAGCUCUAGAACUAUACUAUAGCCCAUCGCUCCGACGAAGGCGGCCUGCGGCGGAGCCCAGGUGUAGCAAAGGCCGGCCGGGCUAUAGUUCUAGAACUAAAAAUUACGAAUGAUACAAAUCAAAUAAAUAUGUUCUGUUUGACAUAUUCAA
Molecule: messenger RNA, 763 nt
Organism: Priapulus caudatus
Lineage: Eukaryota; Metazoa; Priapulida; Priapulimorpha; Priapulimorphida; Priapulidae
Product: putative hydroxypyruvate isomerase
Biological process (GO): glyoxylate metabolic process
Molecular function (GO): hydroxypyruvate isomerase activity
Source: RefSeq, a predicted model, not a curated record